This is a messenger RNA of Xenopus laevis (African clawed frog), 2636 nucleotides long. Its product is annotated as chromosome 17 open reading frame 75 L homeolog. The transcript is spliced from 10 exons. The record is from RefSeq and is a predicted model, not a curated record. NCBI's taxonomy places the organism in Eukaryota, Metazoa, Chordata, Amphibia, Anura, Pipidae. The coding region runs from base 16 to 1344 and encodes 442 amino acids. Gene Ontology annotation, cellular component: trans-Golgi network.
CCCGUCUGGGGGGUAAUGUGUGCAUAUGGCCAACAGGUGGCGCCGAGUCUGCGGGACUCGAAGGCCCUGGAACGUUUCUCUCCUGGUCCAGCGCUUGGGGGGAAGGGAUUUCCUGCGGACCCAUUUUGUUUACUGCCACCUGGCUGGGAGAUGCUACAGACACAGAGCUCCCUGGCUGAGUCCGCUGAUGGGGAGGAACUGAGGGUCGAGGAGGGGAUCUUGGAUGGGAACAAGGAUCAGAGACCCAGCAGCACUGCUUUCCACUCUCUGUAUAUUUACCUGCCCGGAGGUGGCUCCCAGUCUGGCACCGACACAGAGGAUGGCAGCUCUGCAAGUGCGGCGGGAGAUGCAGUCUCCAUUGAGGACUUCAGUCUGUCGCUGGUGGACACAAACUUACCAGACGAGUCAGAGUUGGAGUUGCGGAGCUUCAUUGCCAAGCGUCUGUCCCGUGGAGCCUUGUUUGAGGGGAUGGGAAAUGUUGCUUCUCUGGAAUUGAGCUCCCCAGAAUAUUCCCUGGGAUGUUUUUAUUGCCUCUUGCAACCAGACAAAGAGGGGGAAGCAGCAGACCCGGAGCUCAAUACACGCUCCCCAGAAUAUGUUGUCUGCUUUCUAGGAGGUUCUGAAAAAGGACUUGACUUAUUCCGAUUGGAGCUGGACAAACACGCUGAAGCUCUGAAGGCUAAACUUGAUCCCCAGCUGAGCAAUCUGGAGACUGAUAUCAGGCCUCACCUCAGCAGCUGGUUUGAAUCAUCCGUGCAGCCAAUCCAGAGAAUCGUACACCUAUUCCAGGAGAAGCUGGCCUACUUAUUGUAUGCGGCGCUGAGUUACACUCCAGUAGAAGUGAAAAAUGCAGAUGACAGAACCCAGUGUGACAUCAACAGGUUCAUGAGAUUGGCCAGUCUCCAGGGUUUGGUUCAGGAGGGGACUAUGACGUCUCUGUGUAUUGCAAUGACUGAGGAGCAGAAGAGAUCGCUCAUUGUAGACUGCAGUGAUAGACAACCAAAGAUACUUAAUGCUGUGAGUAACAAGUUCUGUGAAGACUGGAUGCAGAUUGUUAUAAACAGCCCUGAUGGGGGCAAUCCCUUCCUUUUCCACCAGAAACUGGAGAAUUUUAAGCUGAAGGCAAUCCAGGAUAUGAACAACCUGAAGCGCCUGAUCCGCCAGGCAGAAAUGAACCACUACGCCCUAUUUAAAUGCUACAUGUUCCUGAGAAACUGCGGCAAUGGCGAUAUCCUGCUGAAGAUUGUGAAGGUUGAACACGCGGAGAUGCCUGAAGCCAGCAGUGUCCUGAGGGUCCUGGAAGAGUUUAUCCAGGAGGGUGGGUUUUCUGCUCAUAACUGCUGAUUCAUUCCUAGAGUGCCAGAUGUUAGUAGUCACUGGCUAGCUUACGUCAGUCCAGCUCUCUUGUUUUAAUGACCACAGGCAGCAGUACCUUGGAUCCUGCACUUUCAUGAACUUGCCAGGGCAGCAUGCUUAUUACACUAAAUACAAAGCCCCCCGGGCCAGUCUCAUAGCACAGCUGCAAACUCAACAGGAGCCCAAAAUGCCCAAGGUUCUCUGCAUUCAAUGUUUAUAUUUUGCACAUCUCCUGUUUGUGGUUUUGUCACCUUCAUGCCUCGCUCUAGGGAUUAGCAUCUCAUACUAGGAGCAGUCGCAGGCGCCCCAAAGAUUGAUUUAUCAUACUGGGAGCAAUCACACAAGCCCCGUAGAUUGGUGAUCUGUACUGAGAUCAGCCACAGGAGCCCUGGCAAUUGGUGUCUCAUAUUGGGAACAGUCCUAGAAACCCUGGGUAUUUGUGCCUCUUAUUGAGGGGCACCAGUUUCUGGAGUCUCUCAUAUGGAACAGUCACAGGAACCCAGAGGAUUUGAAUCUCGCACAACGAGCAUUUAUGGGGCCCAUGGGUUGGUGGGUCCCAGUACUGUAACUUUACAGAAUUUUAUGGUGCAACAAAACGAUGAUGACUUUACCUAAUCACUAACAUUUACUUACAAUACUUCAGUAUUGGAUUUAACAUUAAUCUUUAACUUGGCCUUUUUGUGGGUAGAUAUCUUUAGUGUAAAUAAGGAUUUUAUAGAAAUGUACAAGAUGAAAUGUUAGGUCCAGGGCCGGGUUUAGUGACCAGGGUCUAAAGCAGUGUUUGUAGCCCCUGGAAAAAUAUAUUGCCCUUGCCCCCUGCUGGAUGCAGAAACAUGUCACUUUACAGCUGUUAAAAGUUGCAGCAAUAUGGUUAAUGCUCCUCUACUUCCCAGACAGGCUCCUCAAUACUACUGUUUGUUGUACAGUAAAUUAGGAGCAGCAGAGUAGUAUCAAGUAUUUCCAAUAUGAUUGGUCUUUCAAAGCCAAUUAACCAGAGACUGGUUGAAAAGUCAAGCGGGGUCAUAACGUAGCGCACAUAGGUAUGCAAGGUGCUCGAUGUGUCUGCCCCUAGAGUUGCCCUGUGAAUUUUGUUUCUUAUCCAAGGCUGAAGCUUUCCCUCUGUGCAGACUGAACACUGUCUUAGUAAUGUCCUAUUGAUGGGCAACCUCCAUUGCCUGACUCCUUCCUCAUACUUGUGACAUUUCAUAUCAGAUCUAUGUCUGAUUUUGUGCAAUCUCCUUAUUGUACUUGGUUCUCAAUAAAAUGCUGAUUGAUACCUA